CGCCCAUUGGCUUGGGAACACGGAAGCUCCGCCCACAAGCCUUUGUGCGCAGGUUCUUCUGGCUGGCAGGGCCGGGGCGCGUCGUUGUCAUGGAGGGCGCUGAGACCCCAGAGCAGGCAGAGGGAGACGUGGAGAGUCGGGAAGUUCCAGCGGCGGCUGGUCAGGGAGGAGCCCUGGUGGAGCGCACGCCGAGCCCCGGCGGCCUGGCCCUCGUGAGCCCCUACCACACCCACCGGGUCGGGGACCCGCUGGACCUCGUGGCGCUCGCAGAGCAGGUCCAGAAGGCUGAUGAAUUUGUCCGAGCAAAUGCCACCAGCAAGUUGUCAGUCAUAGUUGAACAAGUCCAGCAUUUGCAAGAACAAGCCAGAAAGGUUCUGGAAGAUGCCCGCAGAGAUGCUGACUUGCAUCACAUAGCUUGUAACAUGGUGAAAAAACCUGGCAGUAUUUACUAUCUUUAUCAACGUGAGAGUGGCCAGCGAUACUUCUCCAUUAUUUCUCCAAAGGAAUGGGGAACAAGUCGUCCGCAUGACUUCCUUGGGGCCUACAAGCUACAGCAUGAUUUAUCUUGGACUCCAUACGAGGACAUUGAGAAGCAAGAUGCUAAAAUCAGCAUAAUGGACAGGCUGCUGAACCAGCCCGUGGCUGUGCCCCCAUGCACGGAACCCAUCUUCCAGGGACUGAGUCGUGAGUGCGGACCCUGACCAGCAGCUCUCACAAGGGCCCGAAUGUCACCUCCUCGUGGCCCUGAUUCUCUGCUUGAUGGAAGUGGUCAUGAGAACUGAGGGCAUGUAGGUGGAUCUUGGAAUGAUGCCCUGUAUGAAUGUAAAUCCUGUUGUUACUGCCUUUAGUUAGGAUGAGAGGAAUCACAGCACUCUCUCUUGGAAUCCUCUCAGGGCCACUGCUACCCAGCUAGUGAGUUUCAGAGCACUGGCCCGUCAGCUUUCCUUCUUCAUCUCCAGCUGUUCUCUUCAGCCGAAGUGUUAAAGACUCUUCUUCCCACAGAAAGCUUGGUGGAUCGUUUUCCAGAGGGACCUGCUUUCAGUUUUGUGUCAGGUUAGGUUGAGCUGUCCUGUAAUUGAUACACCUCCAGCUGCGGAUUUAUCUAGUAACUGGAAUGUUGGCUACUGCAGCAUGAUUAAAAAGGAAAAGAACAUCCAUGGCUGGA
Chinchilla lanigera (long-tailed chinchilla) is the source of this 1165-nucleotide messenger RNA. RefSeq names its product chromosome unknown open reading frame, human C1orf50. The record is from RefSeq and is a predicted model, not a curated record. The coding region runs from base 90 to 701 and encodes 203 amino acids. Lineage: Eukaryota; Metazoa; Chordata; Mammalia; Rodentia; Chinchillidae. The transcript has 5 exons.